This is a messenger RNA of Ramularia collo-cygni, 396 nucleotides long. RefSeq lists its product as uncharacterized. NCBI's taxonomy places the organism in Eukaryota, Fungi, Ascomycota, Dothideomycetes, Mycosphaerellales, Mycosphaerellaceae. The transcript has 2 exons. Bases 1 to 396 code for a protein of 131 amino acids. The record is from RefSeq and is a predicted model, not a curated record.
AUGCCGCGCAAGAAGUCUUCUACCACUAUCAGUCGCACGGUACCGAAGCCGUACAUCGUCGAGACCUCAACUACGCGUCUGAACAUCACCAAGGACGGAUUACUCGGCAUUCUCUACAAAGCCAAUAUCGCGGAGUCCAUCUUGCGCGCAGCUGGUGUGACCAACCUUCCUGCGCCUAAUUUAUGUCCGGCGUUCAAGAUGAUCGCCUGCGUCAAGAUGCUGGAGCAACAUGGCCUCCAGGUUCCUAAAGAGAUUAUCACUCCGAUACCUGCAACAUCGCUCCGCCACCUGCCGAGGGAAUUGCUCGAUCAGAUUGUUGACCUUGCUCUGGGCGAAUCGAAGGGCCGGAGGAGGAGGAAGAAUGCUACUGGAUACAGGGAGGCACUGAGCACAUGA